This is a messenger RNA of Trichoderma aggressivum f. europaeum, 1365 nucleotides long. RefSeq lists its product as uncharacterized. The transcript has a single exon. Gene Ontology annotation, cellular component: membrane. The record is from RefSeq and is a predicted model, not a curated record. Gene Ontology annotation, molecular function: malate transmembrane transporter activity. Gene Ontology annotation, biological process: malate transmembrane transport. Lineage: Eukaryota; Fungi; Ascomycota; Sordariomycetes; Hypocreales; Hypocreaceae. The coding region runs from base 1 to 1365 and encodes 454 amino acids.
AUGGCUCAUAUAUCGCCUUCUCAAGGCUGGGACAGGUUUCCCACCCCUGACAUAUAUGAACCUAACGGACGGGAACUUUCAAGAGAGUUUGUUCCUUCUGACAACGAAGAUGUUGAGGGUGGGCGACUCGAAUCCAGCGUCAGCAAUCACGCGCGAUCCUUCUCUGGCGAUGUUACUCGAACGAGCACUCCCGUCCCCGACGACGAAGAACACUCAAUUAGCGAGAAAAAGGGCCUACCUCAUGCUAUUGACAUCUAUGACCCGAACCGGCCGAAACUGCCUAUUCGACAGAGACUUCAACACUUCACAUGGGCCUGGUAUACUUUCCCCAUGAGCACUGGUGGUCUCUCCCUGCUCAUAUUCGCACAACCCCAUCAGUUCGCUGGUCUGAAGACUGUGGGUUUGGUUGUGUACAUCAUCAACCUUAUCAUGUUUUCACUCAUCACAAUGACCAUGACUGCUCGCUUCUUACUACACACGGGCGAGCUGGUUCGGUCGCUUACCCACCCAAGGGAAGGCUUCUUCUUCCCAACCUUCUUUCUCUCCAUCGCCACAAUCAUUACAAGUACCCAACGAUACGCCAUACCGGAUGAUCACGUCGUACUGGAAUGGGUCAUACAAGCUGCGUUUUGGGUGUAUGUCGCCUUGACAUCGGUGCUGGCCAUCGGCCAAUACAGCUACGUCUUUGCGGCUCAUAGCCUUAGCCUGCAGAACUUUAUGCCGACCUUGAUCUUGCCAAUCUUCCCCAUCAUGCUCUCAGGAACGAUUGCUUCUGUCAUUGCGGCAACGCAGCCUGAAGUCGCAGCCAUGCCAAUUCUAGUAGCUGGGCUUACAUGCCAAGGCCUUGGAAUGUCAGUGGCCAUACUGAUGUACGCCCAUAUGAUUGGAAGGUUGGUCCAAUCUGGUCUUCCAAACCGAGAGCACCGACCCGGCCUUUUCAUGUGCGUUGGUCCGCCAUCUUUCACUGCCUUGGCCUUGAUCGGCAUGGCGAAUGGUGUUCCCGACAGCGUUGAGGAGCUGGCCAUCGACAAGAGCGUCAUCAAGGUAGUGGCCGUUCUAGUGGCCAUCUCUCUCUGGGCCCUCAGCUUUUGGUGGUUUGGCAUUGCCGUCGUUGCCGUGAUUUCGUCGCCCCCCAAAUACUUUCACCUUGGCUGGUGGGCUAUGGUGUUUCCAAACACUGGCUUUACGCUCGCGACAAUCUCCAUCGCCAAGGAGCUGAUAAGCUCCAGCUUUCAGUGGGUUACCACAGGAAUGAGUGUCUGCAUGCUUGUCAUAUUCAUCUUUGUCUUGUACAACCACGCCCGAGCAGUUGUUGUUCAAGAUAUCAUGUACCCGGGGAGAGACGAGAAUGUAGAGGACCAUUGA